This is a messenger RNA of Trypanosoma theileri, 1029 nucleotides long. Its product is annotated as putative ribosomal protein L11. NCBI's taxonomy places the organism in Eukaryota, Euglenozoa, Kinetoplastea, Trypanosomatida, Trypanosomatidae. Bases 1 to 1029 code for a protein of 342 amino acids. Gene Ontology annotation, biological process: translation. Gene Ontology annotation, molecular function: large ribosomal subunit rRNA binding; structural constituent of ribosome. The transcript has a single exon. Gene Ontology annotation, cellular component: mitochondrial large ribosomal subunit; ribosome. The record is from RefSeq and is a predicted model, not a curated record.
AUGCUUCACCGAUGCGUCCGAUUGUUUUUAAAGGCGCGACCAAAGACGGUCAGCGUUGAGCCUGGUUCGAAUCGCCUUCCGGAUUCCGUUGUUUUGGCGAAGGGGAAGGAUAUAUUUGCUGUGCCGGAUUUUCCUGGGAAGCGGGUAAUGCAUAACUGGCGCUUCUUCAUCAAGGCAGGGAAGGCUGCGACAGGCCCGCCUGUAGGACAGGAGUUCUCGAAGCUUGGCCUCAAGGCAAUGGAUUUUGCCAAGGCAUUCAACGACCGCACAAAGCCACACUUCAAGGACGAUGUGGAGCUGAUUGUGCGUAUCCAAGUUUAUUUUGACAAGACCUACAUGUACUCUAUUGAACCACCACCAACGGCUUGGUUUAUUUUGCGUGCGUUGCGAAAGAAGCGUCGUGAGACUGGCCCGGUGUCUAUUCGUGGGUGUUACUGCGCGCUGAUGACACUGGAGAUGGCGUACGAGAUUGCCAAGAUGAAGCCGAAGAAUUGGGGGAAGCCGGAGUACCCGCUGCUGGAGACACGCGUGCGCCGUGUUGUGGGGCAGGCCCGGCGGAUGGGCGUCUGCUUCAUUGGCGUCGACACGCCCGGCAGCUCUCCGGUGAAGGGGAUGACGGAGCGGCAGUACGCGGAGGAGAGCGCGAAGUACCGCAAGAUCCACGCGGAGCAGUACACGGCGCUGAAGCAGCGUGAGCUGCAGGAGGCCCCGCUGAUCGAGCGGCUGCACCGCCCCAACAUGACGCCGCUCACGGAGGCGCAGAUUGAAGAGGGACUGCGUGAUGCAAAUCUAAUGCACGCGCUGUGGAAGGCCAGUCACCCGAAGAGUCCGUACCACAGGGAUCUCCAACAGCGUGAGAUGGCGCGGCGCUACCUCAAUGCGAGGGGAUGGUUGAAGGACAUGACACUGGAUGAGAUGCAGGUGGUGUUCAUGAACCACCGCCUUCCAGAUAUUGAGCGCAGUCACCAGAUGGAUGAUGGGAAAAUGGACGAGCAUGUUUACUGGUCGAGGGACAGUACUUCGCAGUGA